Molecule: messenger RNA, 1959 nt
Organism: Phaeoacremonium minimum UCRPA7
Lineage: Eukaryota; Fungi; Ascomycota; Sordariomycetes; Togniniales; Togniniaceae
Product: putative glycosyl protein
Exons: 3
Coding region: 1-1959 (652 amino acids)
Source: RefSeq, a predicted model, not a curated record
AUGAAUCAGAGCCAUCUAAGUCUUGCAGCACUACUGCCAGACACUCCAUCACCGGUCCUCGACAAGGAGUGGAUUGUUCCUGGCUCAAUAGCUCGUCUCCAUGAUCGAGAUGAUGCUGACAUAUGGAAGGGCUGGAAGCGACACCUCUUCCGCCUCGCUCCGUUCCUAACUUUCGCCAACACCGGACUCUACCUGGUGUAUCUUGGCCUUCGCAUUGCUUGUGUCAUCUUCGCCCAGAAUGCUCGCAAUAGCGUCUACGCCGCCGCAUGGGUCUUCAUCGGCGUGGAGCUUGCCACUGCUAUUCCCUCCCUGAUGCAUAACAUCUGGACCAUGUGGUCGAUGAAGCAAAGGAACCGACCGAAGUUGAGGCUGACCGGCGAAGAUGUGCCUACUGUCGAUGUAUUUGUCACAUGCUGUGGUGAGGAGGAUGAUGUCGUUCUGGACACCGUCCGUGGAGCUUGCGAUCAGGACUACCCGAGGGACCGAUUCCGAGUCAUUGUGUUGGAUGAUGGCAAGUCUGCAAGCCUGGAGAAAGCAGUCAAUGACUUGCUCAUGAGUUACCCCAAUGUCUACUACAUGGCCCGACCCAAGUUCCCUGGAGUACCACAUCACUUUAAGGCUGGCAACCUCAACUAUGGUCUCGAUCAAACUCACAAAAUGCCCGGCGGUGCAGGUCAAUUCAUGGCGGCUUUGGAUGCUGAUAUGAUUCCUGAGCGCGAGUGGCUCCGUGCGAUUCUUCCUCACCUGCUCAUUGACCCCAAGAUGGCCCUUGCUUGUCCUCCUCAGCUCUUCUACAACACCCCGGCAUCCGAUCCACUUGCCCAGAGUCUGGAUUUCUUUGUGCACGUGAUUGAGCCUAUCAAGGAUGCUCUUGGUGUAGCCUGGUGCACUGGAUCUGGUUACAUUGUCCGACGGGAGGCACUGGACGCCAUUGGCAACUUUCCUUUGGGUUCCCUCGCUGAAGACGUCGCCACAUCGACUCUCAUGCUUGGUAAGGGUUGGAAGACGGCUUAUGUUCACGAGCCUCUCCAGUUCGGUACUGUCCCCGAGGAUUACGCCAGCCAUCUUAAGCAGCGAACGCGAUGGGCUAUCGGAACCGUGGAUACGUCCUUCAAGCUGAACUUCUGCCUCUGGGGUGAGAAGGUCAGGCAAAUGACCAUUGCUCAGCGCUUCUCCGGGUUUCUCUACGCGUCCCUCAGCAUGUACACCCUCCUUCUCACGGUCUCGAUGUUCGCCAUUCCUAUCAUCCUGGUCAUGGGCAAGCCUCUCGUUGCAUUCGCAAACGAUGAACAGCUCAGGUGGCUCAUCAGAGCUUGCUUCGCCUCAACUAUCUGCAACCGAUUCUGCGAGUACAUCCUGUCCAUCCCAGCAGGCUAUCAUACCGGCCAGCGAAGCUCUCGAUACCAACUGUGGAUCUCGCCCUACAUCGCAUUAUGCAUUGUUCGAUCAUUCUUCUUACCAAAGUGGCUCGGUGGACAGACCCAGGCUUUCAAGCCCACCGGCUCGCUCGGCUCGGCCCUGAAUGAGCGAGACCCGAAGAUGCGCAAGAACAUGUUCCGCCGUCUCUGGACCAUCAUGUUCAACUACAUGGCCGUCUUCCACCUAUCCUUCGUCUAUCUUACUCUCGUCGGCGUCUGUCUGACUUCCUUCCGCUGCUUCAUCAUCAACAAGUCCACCCAGGGCAUCCUGAAGUGCCUUAUCACCCACGCCUUCUGGCCCCCGUUGACAUUUCUCUUCAUCUGCAGCUCUCUAUGGACCCCGAUCGCCUACGCCAUUGACCCCCCGGAUAUGCCUGACCGAGAGCAGCUGCUGGACCGUGAUAACAAGACCGGAGUCGCCCACCCGACAAAGAAGAGCAAGAAGAUUGCGUUCGGAGGACAGGCUGCCUGGUUCGAGCUGGAGUACACAACUACGACUCUGUACACAAUACUCAUCUUUGUCGUAUCUUUCUUGUUCUGA